AUGGUGCUCAAAAACCUUACCUUCUCGGCGUCGAAUGGUCCUCCAGCGCCACCGCGGCCGUCGCCAGCGGUCGAUGGGAAGAAGAAGCGGCCGAGAGCUGAUGAGUUCCAUCUGCGAGGCCGACAUCCGGUUGUGUCAGACUCCCCAGCGAAAGGACAUCCAGACCAUUCUAGCGGACCGCGCCCUAACGUGCCGGGUUCUCCACCAGGUGCUCUCUCCCACCAGCUACCCAGCGCGCUGCUCUCACCUCAGGCUCCACUAGGAGAAGAAGCCGUUGUAGAGAGUAUCGAGACUCAGCCAGAACGCACGCUGGCCGAGGAGACAGUCGAUGCAGACGCAGUUAUUCUUGAUCCCAAAGAUUCCGAGCGCCAAUACUGGUAUGACCCGAUCAUACGUGUGCAGCGCGAGAUCUGGCGUCCCGGAGAUGGCGACGGCGAGAAAGCAGCCGACUACUAUGAGAAGCCAGGCCCAAAAGCUCCGCUGGAGACACGGUGGCGAUUGUAUCAGUCACGCACCGGAGCUGGCCUCGUCCAGCGCGAUGUCAACGAGCCUCCAAAGAAUGUCAUCCUCGACGACAGAGCAGCUUAUGAAUGCUUCGCUUCCAACAUGCCACGUCAGUAUCUCGGUCAACACUGGAGCCAUGAGUUCUCCAACGCUGGUCAACUCCGCGCUCGUCGUCCUCACCGCGGCCGCGGCGCCAUCAGAGAUCCCAAUGGCGCUGGCGACCAAAAGUACCACUCUACCACCAUCGGCAGCAAGGGCGAUAGAUACUUUUUUACGGGGGAAAAAGACUACAAGCCCAUCGUCUAUCAGACUGACGACCCUAAGCUGGCAGUCGACAUUUUCAAGCCGCCGCAGCGCCCGAUACCUCUGAAGACCGAGUUGGCAUCGAACAAGCAUGGCCACAACCAGUUCACGCCUCGGAACGAGAUGGUCAGAUACGGCGCACCUCACAAAGGCUCCAGCUGGUUGCGAUACUCCAGCCGUGUCAAUCCAUUCCUCACUCGCGAGAAGACGCCACCAUUGCGCUCGCAUGGUGGCAUGUCCACUCUGUACGCCAGAAAUCCGGCGGCUUACAUGCCCAGUAUGCACACUCACCAGCUUACUUCUGCUUAUCGAGACGCAACCGAAAGCGAGGAGGAAGAGGAGCCGAUGCAAGUGGAGUCGGAUGAAGAACGGCCAGCAAAGAGGCAGAAGUUCCGGUCUCUUGGCACCGACGACGACCCAGAGAAGGAAGAAAUUGCCCAGAUGGGGUUCGGUGGUGGUGGUAAUCACAGCUCGCGGAGCAGCACGACCCGCCCUACGCCAUUUCUCGAGUUCUCAGACGAUGAAGCGGAGGACGCCCCGCCGCAGCCGAUGAAGCCAGUCGAGCAUCCACCACUUUUGGCAGAGACGUCGGACAAGCACCAAAUCGCUGAUGAACAGACGUCGCGGCCGGCUAGUCCUGAGGUCGUCGUAAGGGACACGCCGAUAGCGACUGGGCACCAGGACAGCGGCUCUUACGCUUCUACACUCGAAGCGGAGCUCGCGCAAGCAAAAAAGACUAUCGAACAGCAACGAGGUCAGAUCUCCGCUCUCGAGAAAGCGCACGCGCCAGCGCAGUCGGGGACCUUGGAGCAAGAGGGGGAGGAUCCGGAGGAGAAGGUGGAAGCGCUUGGCAAUGGUGAUGAAUAG
Messenger RNA from Saxophila tyrrhenica, 1674 nucleotides. RefSeq lists its product as uncharacterized. The transcript is spliced from 3 exons. Lineage: Eukaryota; Fungi; Ascomycota; Dothideomycetes; Mycosphaerellales; Extremaceae. The record is from RefSeq and is a predicted model, not a curated record. Bases 1 to 1674 code for a protein of 557 amino acids.